UUUAUAAAGUUUGACGACAUUGCAACCCUAAAAAUCUUCACGUGAGCCGAAUACGGAAGUGAUGUCAAAAAAGUUUCUCUCUUGACUGGGAAACACCGACGUUUUUCAAAGCAGUUUGUGUUGGACGUUAAACGUUGAUCAGGAUGAAUUCUGCUCAUAAAAAGACAGCGGAUGGUCUCAUAAACAGGUACCAGACUAACUUGGAGAGACGACUUGAGAAGGGGGAUCGAAGUCUGGUAUGCAGGGAUGAGGAUUUUUGUAAGGAAGUUGAGACGCUCCUUCACAAUGGCAAUGCCCAGAAGAUGCACAGUCUACAUAGAUUAGAUUCUCUGGCAGUGAUGGAAAAAUCUCUCCAUGCAUUUCCCUCUAAAACUGGCCAAAUGAGGCUUGAGAAUCUUUCCAAGGCCUUUGAAGUGUUGGAGCUUGCGGCAUUAAACCUCUACAUCUACCCCUGGAGAAGAGAGUACAGACUGGUGAAGAUGUUUUCAGGUAUGUUCACCCAUUUGAUCAAACCUACACUGACACUUCAGCAGGCUAAAGAGCUGUUUGGUUUGCUUGGAUACCAAGCUUCAAGUCCUAAUGAAGAAGAAGAGUUGGCGCUGAACUCCAAACUAGUUCCUGCUGAUGUUUUACUCAGUCUUGCAUGUGGUUUCUUCACUGCUCGGAUGGAAUGCCAGCUGCUACUUUCGGCCUUGGGCUCUGUGGACAGAGGUGUGGAGUGGGUUCUACAGCUAGUCAAGGAGAGGCAGGCAGGCCACAGUCUUCAGAUAGCAUUAGAGAACACCAAGAGAAAGUCAGAUGCUGCCAGUGUUUCAGACGCCAUCCUGACUGGUGACGUGGACGCUGAGCUGGAUCUGUACACAGAGCAGGCAGAUGCUUCUCACAUGAUGUCCAUUUCUGAUUCGCCACCUGACUCUUCUUAUAUGCAACCAAAAGAGAAGCCUUUAAGCAAGAUUUUACAGAGAGAGCCCUCACAGUCAAACAUGGGGAAUAAUGAGGAUGCAAGGCAGGGAAACUCACUCAUCAAUCCAGGUCCAGUGGAAAGCUUUGCUGAAGAUCAAAUUGAAGAUGAUGCCCAGAGACAAGCAGCAGCAAAAUUGUUGUGCAAGUGUAUCACUCCAGAUAAGUUAUUUAUUUACGAGUGUGAGAAUUGCAAAGACAUGCACAGUUCAUCGUGUUCUCGUUAUGGAGAGUGCAGAAGGAAAGAACAUACUUUAGCACUAUGCUCAGACAAAGCUGAAGAGCUUUAUUCAACACAAGACCAGAUUAGAUUGGCCAAGGAAAAAUCAAAAGAUUCCCUGAAAACACAUUUUUGUAUGGUUGGUUCUACUUCUGAUUCAUUUUUGGUGUGCCAUGAGUGCCAGUUGAUCCAUGACCACAACUGUAAUAUUAUACAAAUGUGCAAUUUAAAACACAACGUGCAACCAACAGGAAAAUUACAACUCCCUCAAGGAGAAAAAGUGAACGCCCAAAAGAGGCACAAAUGUCUUUCUGCUACACAUCAUAAGCAGUACUCUCAGGAAACGGGUGAUUCAGAAAGACCAAUACCAUAUCACGAUUACUGCUGGAAUAGUGACCAAUUUUUUCCUGAAACUUUAUGCCUUACUUGUAAAGUCUUUCAUUUCUCUGGGUGUCCUGAACAACGACACUGCUCUCUAAAACACAACUUAAAAAAUGUUAAAACAUCCUGUGUCUCUUGCUUAAGUAGGGACCUUAGCAACUUGCAGGUAUGCAGGUAUUGUGGUGAUGUGUAUUGCACUCUCUGUUGCUAUAAAUAUACCAUGAUGUGUAGGUGUGGAAACCCUUUCCUCAGAGCUUCUUCCUCUGUUUAGAAACAACUGUCAGCGUUGACCAUGUCUUGUUGAAAACACUGUUAAUCUCCAAAUUAAGCCUAUUAUUUUGCUAAUUGCACAAUAAGCCUGAAAUACUGGGUAAUAGAAACAUGAUCUGAUUUUUGAUAUUAGCAAUGUCUUUAUAUGAUAUUAAGAGCCAAAUAUUACAAGAAAGUAACAAAUUUCACUGUAGAGUUGACUGUCUCUUACUAAUCUAUAUGUCAUACAGUAACAUGGCUUGUAACUGUUAUUGGUGAGAUUGUGUAAUUGCCACUCCACAUGUAUUCAGUUAUUGGUAUGAUGUGUUCUGGAAAAUUAUGGCUUUCGGUCUUAGCAACAACUCCAGCCAAUCACUGUGGUUUAGAGUGAUAUACUGCCAUAUAAUUAUUAAAUAUAAUGUACAUGUCUGAUAUUAGGAUUGUUUAAAGGAAUUCAUAUAAAAAAUAAAAGAUCUAAAUGAGAA
Cyprinus carpio (common carp) is the source of this 2295-nucleotide messenger RNA. RefSeq lists its product as uncharacterized. Gene Ontology annotation, cellular component: cytoplasm. The record is from RefSeq and is a predicted model, not a curated record. Lineage: Eukaryota; Metazoa; Chordata; Actinopteri; Cypriniformes; Cyprinidae.